AUGUGGGACGUCCUGGACGGCCGUUCGCUUACAGCAGAGGCUCUCGCACGAGCCGCUAUUGUCGUCGCCGUCGAAGUGCUGCUUCUGGGUACUUCGUUCCUCAAUAUCUGUGUGAUUCUCACCACUGCCGAUUUGUACGAUGUUAUCGGAUGCUAUCUGGUGAGUCUUCAUUUGUUCGUAUCGUUAUUUUUUCAACACGAUUCGAGCUUAAAAUUUGCUUUGAGUGCUGUUGAUAGGUAG
Cylicostephanus goldi is the source of this 240-nucleotide messenger RNA. The record is from the annotation of a GenBank genome assembly. Lineage: Eukaryota; Metazoa; Nematoda; Chromadorea; Rhabditida; Strongylidae.